CACAACAAAAAUAGGUACCUAAUUCUUAGAAGUCUGGAUCUCAUUUCAAGAGUUUUCCAGAUCAUAUACAACAAGUGAGAUUUUAUAGAAACAAAUUGCUAUUCGUCCUGUUGUUUAACAUGCAUCUUCUAAUAGCUCGCUAUAAAGAUGAGACAAUGAUACGAUUGAGUAAUGAACUCCUAUACUUGUAAGCAUUUUAAAUAACCAACUCAAACAAACCAGAUAAUCAUAAUAGAUUGUGCCAUGAUAUAUCUCAAACGAUAAGACAAGAGCAGGUACACUUUAUCGGCAUUAACAAAAACAAAUUUAUAUCGUUAAACAUUGUAAUUUCCUUUUGAAAAAUGUGUCAAGAAGUUCCAUAUUGAGUUUCGUCAAGAUGAGGGAAAUAAUUCAAAUUCAAGCAGGGCAGUGUGGAAACCAGAUUGGAUGUAAGUUUUGGGAGACAAUAGCCCAAGAGCAUGGUAUAGACUCAGAAGGAUUCUACUAUGGAGAUAACUCUCAACAGCUGGAAAGACUAGAGGUCUACUUCAACGAAGGCCUUCACGAAAAUUAUGUACCCCGUGCUGUCCUUGUCGAUUUAGAGCCCGGAACCAUGGCAGCUGCCAGAAGUGGACCCUAUGGUAGGCUCUUCAAGCCUGACAAUUUCAUUUUUGGACUCAACGGAGCUGGAAAUAAUUGGGCCAAAGGCCAUUACACCGAAGGUGCAGAAAUUUCGGAAAAUGUUCUGGAUGUCGUUAGAAAAGAAGCUGAGUCCUGCGAUUGUUUGCAGGGUUUCCAACUGACUCAUUCCUUAGGUGGAGGGACAGGUUCAGGUUUCGGUACCCUCCUAUGUAGCAAGCUGCAGGAAGAAUAUCCUGAUAGGAUCAUCUCUACGUUCAGUGUGGUUCCUUCACCCAAAGUCUCUGAAGUAGUCCUGGAACCUUACAACGCUGUAUUAUCGGCACAUCAACUGGUUGAUAGUAGUGAUUUAACUCAAUGUAUAGACAACGAGGCUUUGUACGAUAUCUGUUUUAGAACGUUGAGAAAAACCAAUCCAACAUACAGCGACUUGAAUCAUUUGAUUUCUUUAACAAUGUCUGGAAUAACUACCUGCUUCAGGUUUCCUGGUCAAUUGAACGCUGACUUGAGGAAGCUAGCGGUCAACAUGGUACCUUUUCCAUCUCUCCAUUUCUUUGUACCAGGGUUUGCACCCUUGUGCUCACCGUCUCAAAUGGCUUUCAGAUCGCUUUCAGUAAGAGACAUAACAAAACAAAUGUUCGAUCCUAAUACUAUGAUGGCAGCAUGUAACCCAAUGCACGGAAGGUAUUUAACCGUAGCUACAAUUUAUAGAGGUAUUGUAUCAACUAACGAAGUGGAGCAAGUAAUUAAUAACACACAGCUGAGAAAUUCUUCUUUCUUUGUCGAUUGGAUACCUCACAACAUAAAAGUUGCUGUAUGUGAUGUUCCAUCUCCCCACUCUAAACUUUCAGGAACACUUAUUGCAAAUACGACGGCAGUUCAAGAGAUCUUUAGGAGAAUUCAUGAACAGUUUGCUGCAAUGCUCAGAAGGAAGGCUUUCCUUCAUUGGUACUUAGGAGAAGGAAUGGAUGAAAUGGAGUUCAGUGAAGCUGAAAGUCAUUUGAUUGACCUUAUUUCAGAAUACGAGCAGUAUCAGGAUGUGGACAGUGAAGAAUAUGAAGAUGACGAGACUGAAGAGAUAUAGAAUUUAUUGACAUUAACUGAAUCAGGAAAUACAUUAGAAGGCAUGGAAUAACAAAUAAAUGUGACAUUUAUCAAUGGAAACUAUGGUCUCUUACAACAGGUGCACUACACUGGGGACAACAAUAAUAUUUAAAAGGAAAUAAUGUAUUUAAAUUACACUAAAUAUUUUGUUACAAGUGUAUGGUUUGCCAUAAGUUAUUAAAUAUAUAUUCUGAUUUAUUCAUAUUAAA
Molecule: messenger RNA, 1931 nt
Organism: Harmonia axyridis
Lineage: Eukaryota; Metazoa; Arthropoda; Insecta; Coleoptera; Coccinellidae
Product: tubulin beta chain-like
Exons: 3
Coding region: 377-1702 (441 amino acids)
Biological process (GO): microtubule cytoskeleton organization; mitotic cell cycle
Cellular component (GO): cytoplasm; microtubule
Molecular function (GO): GTP binding; structural constituent of cytoskeleton; GTPase activity
Source: RefSeq, a predicted model, not a curated record